AGAAACGGCCUGCGGGUUUAAGACUCAAAUCUUUCCCAGGCCUGGGACUCUUAAAAUAGAAGGAAGAAGAUUCUGACGUAAGGAAAAAGAAGCUGUGUGUCAUUCUCAAUUAACCAAACUUCCUUGAAAUACUAGGCACAAGAAAUACCCAGCAAUGCUGUACAGAGAAGGAAGAGAAAACACAACUGGUAACCACACGGAUGGUCGGGUCCUGGAGCUUGCCUCUGCGUGCCAUGCCAUCUAAAUUCGCUUUCUUCCGUCAACUAAGGGUGGAGGCCAACUCCCAGCCUCCACCCACCAGCCCAAAGAGGAAGAGGAACUUGUCAUCGGAUUCUGAGGAUGACCUGGCAGAGCUACUGGACCCUGAGCCUGAGCCGGUGUGGUCUGUGGAGACACUGUGUGGGCUCAGGAUGACGCUGAAGAGGAGGCGCGCGUCUAUGGUGAGGCCUGAACACCACAAGGUCUUCACCAGGAUGCUGGAGGAUCCUGUGGUGAAAAAAUUCCUGGCCUGGGACAAGACGCUGAGAGUGUCUGAUAAGUACCUCCUGUCUAUGGUCAUAGCUUAUUUCAGCCGCGCCGGGCUCUUCUCCUGGCAGUAUAGGCCCAUCCACUUCUUCCUGGCUCUGUACCUGGCCAAUGACAUGGAGGAGGACAACCAGGCCCCUAAACAAGAUAUUUUUUACUUCCUCUACGGGAAGAGCUACGCCCAGCGCCCCAUGUUCCACAAACUGCGGUUCCAGUUCCUUCGGUCCAUGGGCUGGAGGAUCUGGGUGUCCAGGGAGGAGUGUGAAGAGAUCCAGGCUUACAAUCCAGAGCUCUGGGUGUGGGUACGAGAUCGCACCAACCUAUCUUAG
Arvicola amphibius (Eurasian water vole) is the source of this 854-nucleotide messenger RNA. RefSeq names its product speedy protein E4A-like. The record is from RefSeq and is a predicted model, not a curated record. Lineage: Eukaryota; Metazoa; Chordata; Mammalia; Rodentia; Cricetidae. Bases 201 to 854 code for a protein of 217 amino acids. Gene Ontology annotation, biological process: positive regulation of cyclin-dependent protein serine/threonine kinase activity. Gene Ontology annotation, molecular function: protein kinase binding. The transcript has 7 exons.